Molecule: messenger RNA, 1086 nt
Organism: Helianthus annuus (common sunflower)
Lineage: Eukaryota; Viridiplantae; Streptophyta; Magnoliopsida; Asterales; Asteraceae
Exons: 3
Coding region: 1-1086 (361 amino acids)
Source: RefSeq, a predicted model, not a curated record
AUGGCCGAUUCCAAGCUUCAUCCCGCUGUAACGGUGGCUAACAUCAAAGCCUCUAUUCCGAUCAUCCUGGAUAACGAGGCAGCCGACUACAAUAUGUGGUCCGAGUUGUUUCGCAUCCACUGCACCGCCUACCUCGUGUCUGAUCACCUUUCUCCACGUCCCAAACCCGCUGCCCAAGCUACUUCUUCUGAAAAGCAACCCGCUGACCCUCCUGCUGCCGAUUCAUGGGAGCGUCUGGACGCCAUAGUUCUUCAAUGGAUCUAUGGCACCAUAUCUCCAGGCCUCCUUAAAACCGUCAUCAAAAGCAAAACAACCGCUUACGAUGCUUGGAAAGCCAUUGAAGCUUUGUUCCAAGAUAACAAAGCCACUCGUGCCCUUUACCUCAAACAGAAGUUUGCUAACACUAGGUUAGAAAACUUUUCUUCUAUGCAUGCUUAUUGUCAAGAACUCAAAGUUCUUGCAGGUCAACUUCAAAGUGUGGAUGCCCCAGUUGAUGAAUCUGACCUUGUUCUCCAAACCCUAGCCGGUCUUAUUGAACAGUAUGAAACAGUACAGACCGUUAUCCAAAACACCAAACCCCUACCUUCAUUCCUUGAGGUUCGGUCUCAACUAUGCAUGAGCGAAACCACAAAGGCUAAUCAAGCUCUCCAUUCCUCCAACCAGGCUGCCACGUCCCUUCACACUCAAAGCCGCACCACCCCUCCACCCGCCACCCAACCUUCCCCUCCGGUUGACUUUCGGUCCGAUUACUCCCGCGGUCGUGGCAGGUCUCGCGACCGUGGUCGUCGCCAUGCCCCGUUCAACCAAACCACCAACCGCAGCCUCUCCUCUAACGCUGCCUACUCGCUCGCCCCACAACACCCGAUCUCAAGAAAAAAAGCUCCUAUCCUUCGAUGCAAUAGCUCGGGCGACCUCUACCCGCUGACCACCAACUUCAUCAAGUCUCCUACCUCACCUAUUGCUCUUGCUGCUAUAACCCAAGAACGUUGGCAUCAACGCCUUGGGCACCCGGGCACCAAUUUCUUGCAUUCGUUGAAGUCGUCUUCUUUUAUUAAUUUCAUGACUUAUGGACAUCACCAGUUUUAA